This is a messenger RNA of Phasianus colchicus (ring-necked pheasant), 884 nucleotides long. The record is from RefSeq and is a predicted model, not a curated record. Lineage: Eukaryota; Metazoa; Chordata; Aves; Galliformes; Phasianidae.
GCUUCGCUCCGCCCUCGGUUCCGCCCCGCCGUGGCGCCGGGCGGGAGGGGCGCGGCGCGGUGACGUGGUGCCAUGGCGGAGCUCUACGUGAAGCCGGGGAACACGCAGCGCGGCUGGAACGACCCUCCGCAGUUCUCCUACGGGCUGCAGGCGCGGGGCGCGGGCCCCAGGCGGACCCCGCUCAGUCGCCGGGUGCCGAGCGCUCCGCAGGGCCCCCCCGCAGGCGCCCCUCCGGACCGCCCCCCCGCGGGGCCGGGAGCGCCGCCGUUGGGUCCUCCCGGCCCCGCCCCGAGCGCCCGCGGCGCCCCGAGCCCCGCGCCCGGCGAGGAAGGCGGCGCCGCGGACGGGGAGGUUCCCGCUGAUGCCGUGCUGGUCCCGCUGCGGGAGGCGCUGUCCGCGUGCCGCCCCGCCGUGCAGAAACAAGUCUGCGAUGACAUCGGGCGGCGGCUGACGGCGCUCGGGGACGCGUGGGCCCGGGGUAAGCUGUCGGCCCCCGUGAGGAGGAGGAUGGCCCUCCUGGUGCGAGAGCUGGAGCGGCGCCGCUGGGAUGCGGCCGACGAGAUCCACCGCUCGCUGAUGGUGGACCAUGUGAACGAGGUGAGCCUGUGGCUGGUGGGCGUCAAGCGGCUGAUCGCCGAGUGCAGGAACCUGCCCGCAGGCGAGGACGGCAACGCAGGCGAGGACGGCAACGCAGCCGGGCCCGGCCAGGAGGUGCCCGCACCGCCCAGAGCUGCAGACUGAGCAGGGCGGCGGGAGGAGGAAACUUCGGGACCCUGGCGACGCUUUUGCCUCUCACUUCUCUCUCAGAAAAGGGGGAAUUUUAAUCACUGCGACAUCUCGGUGGUGAUUCACUGCGUGAUGCUCAAUAAACAGCGCUAAUCUGC